Molecule: messenger RNA, 2960 nt
Organism: Vitrella brassicaformis
Lineage: Eukaryota; Vitrellaceae
Source: the annotation of a GenBank genome assembly
AUGGGCUCAAAUCCCUUUGCGACGAACGGCCAGCCCUCCUGGCUGCAGAACAUCCUCUCGAAGGUCGGCUUGCCGUCCACAACAUUCGGCCACGACCCGCCACAGGCAGCCGAGGAGCCUCCAGCUGCGGCUGUCCGAGGCCGCAAGUAUGGCGCCGGGAUGUUUCAUUCUGUUGGCCAUGGCGCGGUGAUGGAGUACCAGCAAGAUCAGAGGGAGGGGGGGUUUUCACCGGCUGCAUCAGCGGCAUUGGUUGCGCGGCCUUUUGGAGCUUACCAUGACGCUGAAUCGGCGAGCGAGAGCAUCCAGCAGGUACAGUCAGUACGUGUCGGUCGAUAUGACAUGCGCUUGAUGCACUCACUGUCUGCUUCGUGUCGUCCAUCGUCCAUCUGAUCUGGGUACGUAAUGUGUGUGGGUUUGUUGGGUGGUGUGCAUCAUCGUCCACAGGCGGAGCAGUCCCUCGCCGCGUUUUACCCCCGGGCGACGGCCAACCCGUCGACCACUAUCAUGGAGGAUGGCUCCUCGGCCGGCACAGAGGGGCACCGGGCACUCAUGGAGGGAGGCGGCAGCCCAACCUCGCCCACACAGGUGGGUAGGGUAGGGCCACAGACAGACAGCACACCGCAGACAAUCAAUGGAUGGAUGGAUGGAUGUGUGUGUGUGUAGGUGAAUCCUGAGGUGGCUCGUCGUCGGCUGCUGGCGGACCGGACGGAGCGGACAGAGGCGAUGCGCACCUUAGCUAAGCGCGUCAGCGACACCGCACUGGCGCACUCGUCCGUCAGAGACUCCAUUCACAAGGCCGCCACAAACCUAAAGAAACAGGUUGGUGGGCGGGCGGGCGGGUGAAUGCAGGACUGCACACACCCACACACACACAGGCAGCCAGACAGACAGAUGAUCCGCUCUCUCAUCUGUGUGUGUCCUACAGUUGGACGACAAGACGGUCGAGCUGGAUGCCCUGGAGCGAGAGAAGAAGAUGCUGGUGGUGCGCCACACGGGCACCCUGCAGCAGCUCGAGAACGCCCGGGCGAGACUGCGCGGCGUCGAGGCCACCGCAGAGGCCUCACAGUGGACAAACCUCUUCAAAGAGGUAGGUACCUACCGUAGGCAGACAAGGACCACACCAGGUGAGCCCCCCUUCUCUGUCUGUCUGUCUGUCUCAGAGCACGGCCUCAUCCCACCCAGAUCUGGAGCGGCUGCAGCAGCAGCUGAGCGUCAAGCAGGAGGAGCACCAGCUGCUCACCUCCCAUCUACAGGAGCAGGCCAGGCGCGUCACCCGACUCACCCAGCAGAUAGUCGCCUCACAGGAGUGCGGCGAGCGGCUCUCACGCGUCAUCGAGCUGCAGAACGCCUUUCUCGGCCGGAGGGAGGGGGAGGGGCCCCGGGUGCUCGGCGAGCUGAGAGAGAUGGGGGAGAGGCUCGACCGGGAGCAACAGGCGCUCCAGGCAGAGAUGGACGCUGUGCCGCCUGGUGGGCGUGAGGCGAGAUCUGAUGGGAGGGAGAUUGGGGUGUACAUGGCAUGGUGGGUGAUAUCUGUGUGUACGCGUGUGUGUUGUGUUGUGUGGUCGGUUGCAUUGCAGAUGUGGUGGAGGCGGCCCGGCAUCGCGAGCGUGUGUCGGAGGAUAUGGGCCGGCUGGAGGCCGAGUACGCUGCGCUGUCGGCGCAGCUCACUUCCAUAGAGGAACAGAUCGGCGCACUCAACAGGUCAGUCACAGGACGACAGACAGACACGCGCCCUCCCUCCCUCCCUCCCUCCCUCGCUCAUUUCAUGUCAUGUGUGUGUGUGUGUGUGCGUCUGUCUGCAGGCUGUUGUCGCAGAAGGAGGCGCAGCUGAGCCAGUCGCAAGAGAGCCUCCGCACCGUGCAGGGCAUCUCCGCCGCCCAGGCCAAACAGAUCCACACCCUCAAAGGACAAAUCGACACACACGUAAGUCAAGUACCCCCACAAAUCACAGACCACCCCUCCCUCCCUCCCUCCCUCCAUCCAUCCAUCCACACCGCCUUCCUUCGUGUGCCCUGCCCUGUGUGUGUCUGCAGCUGAUAGACAAGCGCACGUCGGUGUCGGAGGAGGCCUUGCAGGUGGUCCGCAUGGACACCGACAUGCAGACGGCCCUCGAGGCCGUCCCCUCGCGCAUAGGGCGGGACCUGCGCGUGCCAUUCGUGUGUCUGGCGUCGAUGCGCGGCUACAAGUUCGGGAGCAGGACGGUGCAGCUGCGGCUCGCACAGGGCGGCAAGGCUCUCAUGGUGCACUACGGCAAAGGUAUGUGGGAGGGAGGGAGGCCCUGCCCUGGGUGCGAUAAAUGCAUUGUGUGGUGGGCAUGUGUGUCUGCCUUGCAGGUCAUGUGUUGCCAAUCGAGGAGUUCCUCGACAAAUUCGAAGACGAGGAGCUCGCCAAGGAGCGGGACAAGCACAACUUCGCAUCUCUCUCCUCCCCAACAUCAGCACCAGCUAUACCAGUACCAGCAGCAGCAGCAGCGGCACCCGGAGCACCCUCCAUGCCGGGCCUCCCCUCCCUCUCCCCCCCUCUCGCACUGCCGCCCAUCCCCGACGACCAGCCCGCACCGAUGGAGCCCUCCCCAUCGGAUUUCCUCUCCAACGGCACCGCCCUCUCCCUCUCCCUCUCAGCCCACAGGCAACGAGGAGGAGGAGGCUAUGGGUCUGGUGGUGGACACGGUGGACAGGUGCCCCUUGGGUCGGUCACCACACGCAGCACCGACCGAGGUGCCCUGGGCGAAGGCGGCGUCCACGCGUUAUCUCGUGGCGGGCUUCCUCGUGUGAGUGAGCAGGGAGGCGGGAGUGGUGGUGGCGGUGGCGGUGUGGCGGGGUGGACGAAGCUGUUUAAGCCCAAUUGGUCGAGAUGAGAGGGUGUGUGGGCGGUUUUGCUUUGUCGUUCGGUCUUGUGUGAGUAGUGGACAGAGAGGCAUUGGACGAUUGGUUGACAGAUGGAUGGAUCGAUGGAUGGGU